UCAUUCCUUCAUUCAUUCAUCGCUCUCGUACGCGAAGAAACCGAAGAGGGGAGGGAGGGGGAGAGAGAGAGAGAGAGAGAGAGAGAGAGCUUCUCCGCUUCAGAGUAGAAGAGAAGACGACGUUGAAGACGACGAAGAAGGAGGAGGAGCUGAAAUUUGAAGCUGACCGCCAUUUCUGAGAGAUCUCUCUAGCUCUCAACUUCCCCUCCUCUCUCUCGCAGGAAUGGCGGACGACAAGCAGUCGACCUCGAUUCCGUUGACCGAGCACUCGGGUCUCAGUAAGAGCGGCAACAGCGCUAGCGACACCUCUCUGCACGAUCCGGAGGAUGCUCAGAAGUCUCGUCCGAGCUCGCCGAACUCGUCUACUCGCAAGGCUUGCUAUGCUGUCCUUCAGAGUUGGGUUUCUAAGAAGUUCAUGACAGGAUGUGUUGUUCUCUUUCCAGUUGCUGUCACAUUUUUUGUCACGUGGUGGUUUAUACAGUUUGUAGAUGGUUUCUUCAGUCCAAUAUAUGAAAGACUUGGCAUUGACAUUUUCGUGCCACCUAUCUAUCUAAACACUAAUGGACUAGAGGGGAGGAAAACAGCCAGUCUGGAUGGGAUUAUGUGCAUGAUGCCCAUGUUGAGCCUUGGAUUUGUCACCUCUCUUAUUUUCAUAUUCUUCAUUGGCAUAUUUGCUUCAUCAUGGAUGGGUGCAACCGUCUUUUGGGUGGGGGAAUGGUUUAUUAAGAGAAUGCCUUUUAUGAAGCACAUAUAUUCAGCUUCCAAGCAAAUCAGUGCUGCUAUAUCUCCAGAUCAAAAUACCACGGCAUUUAAGGAGGUUGCUAUUAUUCGUCAUCCUCGUCUUGGUGAAUAUGCUUUUGGCUUCAUUACAUCAUCUGUUAUCCUUCAGAGAGAUGAUGGGGAUGAGGAGCUAUGCAGUGUUUAUGUCCCAACAAACCAUUUGUACAUCGGUGACGUUUUUCUGGUCAAUUCUGAUGAGAUCAUCAGACCCAACUUGUCCAUCCGUGAAGGGAUAGAAAUUAUCGUGUCAGUGGGAAUGACAAUGCCACAAGUGAUUUCUCCAAUCGAGAGGAUACCUCAUCAAAACAGCAGGAUCCCUUUGAACAGGAUGAUGUGAAACCCUAUAAUUGGCAAUAUAGCAGGUUUGUGUUCUUCCUCUUCGGUCAGGAUUUGAGGUUAUUUCAUCGUCUAUAUUCUUGCAACCAUUAGCAAAGCAAAGUAUCUCCUUCGCUCGAUCUCUGCUGGGAAUUGAUUUGGCUUCUACAUAAUCAUCUCAUUAGUGAAAUGUAAUGUGCAAGAGUGCUUGUUCUUCUGUUGUAUCUUUCAUAUAGCUUUGAUUUGUAGAUUUGGGAUACAUGCUAUAAAAUGUAGUUGCAAGAGAAAUGAAUAUUACACAGCAGAUCACUUUUCUUGUUCGUCAACACUCGCAUACAAGACAUGUGCCUUGGGUCAACGUUAGCACCAAUCAAGUCUGGAGGUCUAUUGCAUGGCGUUCGGUGUGAUUAUCUACGUCGCUAGUUUGAGGCUCUGUGGAGCGUCAUCUAGGUAAGCACCAUUGAUGUCUAGCUGAGAUAUACACUCGAUGUCAGCUUCGAAGCAGUCAUGGGCCAGCAGCAGCCACCUAGUUAGGGGAAAAGGGGAACUACCUGGUGGCCACCCCUUCCCCUCCAAGGUCGCCAGUGAAAGUACAGGCCUCCAGUGACCUUGGAGGGAGAGGGGUGGCCGUGGGCGAGUCCCCUCCCUUUCUCAGUUUCAUUUUGCGAGUUUUUUCUUCUUUUUUAUGUACUUUUAAUAUUGAAAAUUAAUUUUUAUUUAAAUAAAUGUC
Molecule: messenger RNA, 1825 nt
Organism: Punica granatum (pomegranate)
Lineage: Eukaryota; Viridiplantae; Streptophyta; Magnoliopsida; Myrtales; Lythraceae
Source: RefSeq, a predicted model, not a curated record